Messenger RNA from Ciona intestinalis (vase tunicate), 4112 nucleotides. RefSeq lists its product as uncharacterized. The record is from RefSeq and is a predicted model, not a curated record. Lineage: Eukaryota; Metazoa; Chordata; Ascidiacea; Phlebobranchia; Cionidae. Gene Ontology annotation, molecular function: protein binding.
UUUCACAGUUGCCGCGUGUUAUAGCCAAACGUCGAGUCUUGUGUGAAGUAGUGGUACUUUAAAACGGGCAGACGAGUGUAGCAUGUGUGAAAGUGAAGCGUCAUUAUGUAUCGUUUGUGUUGGUUACUGUUACUUUAAUUUAUAGUAUAAAUUAAACUCAGCUGUAUUUAUCUGUUACUGUUGUGUUUUUAUUUAUCGUAUGCAAAUAAAUAUACAUACAUAGCAGUGGUUUUGGUUAUUUACAGAUUGAUUUUUUACGUAACGCGCGAACAAUAUGUUUUGUUGUUUUUUUUUGUAUUAUCACAAUAGUUGAAAAGAUCUAUUGGUGUACUUUCCACUUCCAUAGCAUUGUUGGUCGUAUUAUGUAAAGACUUCUUUUUGUAACCGUGCAGAUUUUGAUAUAUAGUUGCUGAUCUUUCCAGACCCUAAGACUUAGGGCCUAAGUAGAGGGUAAACAUCAAGGGUUGAUAUAGAUUUACCCCUUCUUGUCAACAUGCAUCAGACAUUGCCCGUUCGUACCCUGUUUUCAUACCAAAAACUCUUUUCUCGUUCAAGAUUAAGAAGCACCAGUAGUAACUUAUAAAAGCAAGAGCCAUUCCAGAUCAGAUAUACAAUUUUUUCCAUAUUUUCUACUCAAUAAAGCUGAUUCUAUCUGUUUCAAAAUCGAAGUAUAUUAAGUGUUUGGUUGGGUUUAGUUGAUUCUUUUGAUCAACAUGGAGUACCCCAUCCAGCAAGUUCCAGAAUUACUGCAUAAUGGUGCAGGGGAUGCACCAUUGAAACAGGCAAUGAUAAAGCAAACAAUAAUCAAGGCUGAAAAAAACAACGAAAAAUCAGUUGAAAACGGAGACUGUUCAGCUCAUGACUGCAAAAAUUUAAAUGGAAAUGUCAUCGAAAAGACGGCAGACAAAAACGAAAUAAAGAAACAAAGUUCUGAGGUUUUGGACCAAACAUCAAGAAUGUGUGAGAAUGAUUCUUCAUCAGAUGACAAAAGUUAUGAAGGGAAUGUCACUUUAACAAUGGAACCAGAGCACAGUGAGGUUCCAUUCAAAGCACGGUCUGAGAACGGAGAUGCAGGAUUGUCGAAAGACGACGACCUUCAUAGACAGUCGGAUGUUGAUGCGGAUGACAGCGACAUUGAAGAGGACAUGUCGAAAGAGUUUAAAACCGCAUACAAGAAGUCCCAUCAGCCAAGUGUGUUAGAGUGGACAGACACUCAACAUCAUGAUAAUACAAUUCAUAGACUCGAUGUAUUCAGGAAAAGCAAGCAUUUCUGUGAUCUUGUGUUACAGGUUGGUGGAAAGGAAAUAUACUGUCAUCGUGUGGUAGUAGGAGGUGCAGCUCGCUCAAUCUUCGACGAGCUUUCCCGUGGUGAGCAGGAGGUUGGAAACUUGUCAAGAAUUCCGCUGGAUGGUAGAAAUGGUCUUCUUGCUGACGCUGUUGAGAUUUUAAUUGAUUACAUUUACACUGCCAAGUUGGUUAUACCAUCAGAGCUUUUAACUGCUGUCUACAAGGCAUGUCUUCAGCUUGGUGUAGAACGAGUCACGCCAUUAUGUAGAAGAUAUAUUAUAGCAGAUCUUGAACCAGAACACUGUGUUCCUAUGAGAAGACUUGCAUCCAGUGUUGAUGAUAUGGAAUUGAAACAAUAUAUUGAUAAUUACAUUGAGGAAAACUUUGAAGCAGUUGCCGCUUCCAAUGAACUGUUGAACCUGCCAAGAAUUAAGAUUGAAAUUGUAAUGAACCACGGAAAUGGAGUUAUAAGCAUGUUGCUUACCAACCUUAGAGAAGGAUCAAUCGGUCACACUGCCCUUGCAUGGGUGCGAUACAUAAUCGAACAGAGGGGUGGGCGUUAUUUUGAGGAUCUUACAGAACAGGUUCAACGGAUUCCACUGGAUGAAAUCAAUAACACCCCUUCAUCUGCCAGCGGCUUCCACGGCAAUAAUUAUAAUCGAAAACUAUCGCAUGAUGAACCAAGGGAUUACGUUUACGGCAAAACCAAUGGAGCCCAGCAGAAAAUCCGACUCUCUCGUUCGUCAUCCAUCGAUUCCAUAUCUUCCAGUGAUUCCGAUGACAGCAACUCACGUGCAUUGUGUUGUAUGGACGGCGAGUGGUCAGUUAUUGCUACAACUCCAGCACAGGGUUCAGACCACGUGAUUUCUCUCUGUUCAGUGGGUGGGGUCCUGUGCACGCUCUCCAUUCGUCUCCCGAACAACGGCCUUUUAAAUGGAAACGAGACAAAUGGAUUCGCAACGAACGCAACAUCGUCUGUAAGUUCAGCUUCUACCACCACCUCAUGCUCGUCGUCGGUGGCUUCUGUGAGUCCUCUUGGUCAGCUGGCUGUGGCUCGUUGUGCUGCAGGUGUCGCACAACUGCAAGGAAAGCUAAUAGUUGCCGGUGGCUUUAACCAAUCAGAAUGCUUGGACACGGUUGAAUGCUUCGAUUCUUCAGCAAAUCGGUGGAGUCCGAUGUCUCGAAUGAGCGAAAAGCGAGCUCGUUUUGCUGUCGCUGUUCUGCGCGGGCACUUGUACGCCGUUGGCGGAUCUUCUGGAUCACAUGACCACGUCACGGUCGAGAAAUUCGAUCCCACAACGGAGCAGUGGUGUCACGUACAGUCGCUGAAAUCGCGGUGUUCUGAGGCCUCGGUUGCCGUGUUGAACAACCUACUGUACUGCGUGGGCGGAGUGCAAAAAAGCACAGGUGUUGUUGCAAUCAAAACUUGCCAAGUGUACGAUCCUUCCGCGGACGAAUGGAGUUACAAAGCGCAGAUGCACACUGGCCGAAGUUCACUUGGCGUGGCAGCUCUUGGUUCUCACCUGUUUGCGGUUGGUGGUAGCGACGGUUGGACUUGUCUCAAUACAGCGGAGAAAUACGACCCUGUGGCUGAUCGUUGGACCUUCACCGCCGCGUUGAACGUUCAACGUCGUGGCCUCGGCAUGGCAGAACAUAACGGUGCUUUAUAUUCUGUUGGAGGUUUUGACGGUACAUCAUUCUUGUCAUCGGUGGAGCGUUACAAUCCUGAGGAAGCAGAUGUUUGGGUGAUACUUCCAUCGCCGCUAGGUGUCCCUAGAAACAACGCUGGUCUGGCAUCGUUGCAUGGUACAUUGUACAUCGUUGGUGGUUUCUCUGGUCGUCACUUCUUGUCAACGGUCGAGGCAUUAGAUGACGUUAACGGUGACUGGACAGCCCAUGAUAUACAGUCACUUGCCACAACCGAAUCUGAAAGCGAUUAGAAGUUCAGAUUGUCCGGUAUUCCCCUUCCCAGACUGUCCAGUUGCAUAAAUUGUACAGCAGCACCGAAACAGUCCGGCAACACCCAAUUCAAAACCAGGAACUUCUAGUUAAAUUUUCACUUCCAAAAAUUUCUUCACUGUGUUCUAAAUUCUCCUAGCCCAUGUUUUAAACUCUGCAAUUCACUUCAUCGUCACAGAUCCUCUAGUUUGACUUGUUUGUUGAGCUUGUACGUCAGCCUUGUGCUGUAUUAGGUUUAGGUUAUUCCGUAAAACUUCGUUCGAUGCUUCACUUUGCUUUGUUUGACAGAGCGCAUCGCGUGCUCCAGACACACGGCGCUAAUUUUCUGUAUGAUGUUCCUCACUGAACGCUAUCGACCCUAAUGCGACUGCAGAAACCUUUCGUUGCAAGGUGCCAAAUCUGUUUUGAGCUUCGAAAAUGACAACUCUUCCGUUCACUGUGACUUACAAACAGUUUCCGUGAGAACCGGUUACGAGUUCUUGGUAACUCUACCCUAUUAGUUAGUUACCCGCUUCCCCAUUCGUGCAUAGCAGCCCCGAUCUAAUUUAACGCGAACUUAUGCGCCGUAUUUCUGUUUUACCUCUCCCUCGGUUCUAAUUAUUGUCUUUUGGUAACUGUUAGAGUAUUUCUGUUUAAAAAUGUUUCAGUGCGAUAGAUUUACAAUUAUUUUGUCUGUUAUUACCCUUACCCUACUAUCGGCAAAUGGAAAAAAUCGGUUGGUAUCUCACAAGACUAUGUAAAUACGAAGAAGCAACUUUUUCAACCGAUGCUUAAAACGGUUAGCCAUAUUAUGACCAUUUUUGAUCAAAACAUUAUUUGUCGGUGUUUCAUUUGUAAAGCAAAAAUACAAUUGGAGUAUUCUGCAA